UCAGACUGUUGCAUAAUAAUUGUACGUUUAUUGGCAAGAUUUUACUACUUGCUUUUUAAAUGACUUUUUUUCAGGUUCGUUAAGACUAGAUGAGAAUGACUUAAAAGUUCAAGAGCAAUUGGAGCGCGAAUUUGAAGAAAGUCAGAGAAAGAAAGAAAAGAGGCUCAGUCGAAAAGAGGAAAGAAGAAAACUUCGCAGACAAGAAGAUGAAAAAAGGGAAUUACUUAGGCGGAAAGAGCAACGCCAAAGAAGAGAAGAUGAAAGAAAAUAUGGUCCUCUUGCCGAUGAUUUAAUCAAGAAAGCAUACGAAGACGGUGUGGAACAUGAUACGUCAUCUAGAUUUAACGUGGUCGGUAACUAUAAGCAAGGGAAAUCAUCACUGGUUGCUGCCCUUGUUGGCAACUGUGAGAAAAGUAUCUAUAGCACAAAUGGAAUCGAUAUCGCACGUUACAAAUGCCGAAGAGAUGCUUCUGGGAAAAUAAUCUACGAAGUAACCCACGGUCAGGAUCCAGCAGACAUUGCUAAACGAAUCAAUGCAACAAAACAUGGACGAAGAAAUACAUUUAAAGAAAAGCUCAAACAGUUUUUCACUUCUUCAUACGUGUAUAAAAGGUUAUGGGGCACAAACAAUCCUGUCCAUUCGCCAAAAGACAUGACAGAAGAAGAAAGAAACAUGUUAAUUCAAGAGGUGAAACAAGAAAGAGAACAAAGCCCCGGUAAAGAUGAUAUUAUACAAAUAAUGGAUGUUUGGGACUUUGCAGGACAAAUUGUGUACUAUGCCACGCAUACUUUGUUUCAUAGUAGGAAAGCGGUUUACCUGCUUGUGUUCAAUUUAUCUUUGGACUUAUCUGAUGUUGUGCUCAAUGAUGACGAGGAAUGUCGUGUUAGCCAUGGGAAAAGAAACAUGGAAUACUAUAUAAAGUUCUGGGUGAACUCAAUUCAUUCUUUUGUUGGUAACAGAGAUAGUACAGAGCCAAUAAUCAUACUUGUGGGAACUCACCUUGACAAACUAAAAGGAAAUGAUUCAGAGAAAAAGCGACAGGCAGACAAGUAUUUUGACAACAUUCGACUGCUGUUCAAAGGCAAACAAGCGCUCAAUCACAUUUACCACAAAGACUUCGCUUUGGACACUUAUGACACUCAAUGUGAAACCUUAAAAAAUCUACGAGAUACUUUGAUAAAUCUUGGGCACGACAUUUCGCUGUCUAGAACAGUUCCAGCAAAGUGGAUUCAGCUUGAAAAAUGUUUGUUCGAGCGUAGACACGAAAAGAUUGUCACAUUUGAAACAAUUGUUGAAAUUGAUGCAGACACUGAAUAUCCCCUGAAAGACAAAGACCAGAUUAGACUGUUCUUAAAACACAAGCAUGACCAGGGAACGUUAGUGUAUUUCGAUGAGGAACCCCAAUUUGUUGUACUGGAUCCACAAUAUCUUGUGGACGCAUUCAAAUGCCUGAUAACAGCCAAACGUUUCGUUACAAAUGAGCUCGAUGUUAAUGAAGCAUGGGUAGCCCUAGCAACGGAGGGAAAACUGGAAAAUUCUUUGAUUGACAAAUUAUGGACUCGUAAAAGGAAGAAAGGUUUUAUGAAACACAGGGAAACAAUACUCUGGUUUCUUCAGAAACAUCGAAUCAUUUCACAGGCAAUGGAAUUCGACGAAACAAAGCAAGUUGCAGUUGGUCUCGGCUGGUAUGUCGUACCAAGCUUGCUUCCCGAUCAUAGUCGAGCUGAAGAAAUUCUAAAAUUCCAAGAAAACAAGCGGCAAACAAAAAUUCAAUAUGUCAUUUCGUUCGACAACUCGGCCAUUGUACCAACUAUAUUUUACCGACUUGUUGCAGCUGCUCUUGGAAAAUGGUCAAUUUUAGAAUUCAGAGGAACAAAGCUCCUUUUCGAGAAUCUUUCCAUCGUCCAAAUGGAUGCGUAUCAUGCAGGAGUCAUUAGGUUAAAUGACAGACACAUACACCUUUCUUUAAUGCGUCUGACACGGCGUCGCAGUAUCAACAAAUUCAUCGUUGAUGAAUUCAGACGCUAUGCGGAGUCAGUAGUAAUGUAUGAAUUUAGGAAACACGAAGGAGUCUUGGAGCAAAAUGUGUUGCCUUUUAAUCGUGGAUACUCGUGCAAUCACGAAAGCCAUAGACCAAAUGGAGGCACGGUCAUCAAGAACAUAGGUAGAGAUAUAAGUAUUGAAUGUUCUACGUGCCCGGAUUUAGAAUCCCACGAGAUUGAAACAACUUCAGCAUUAGAAGAAUGGUUCCAAGGUAAAGGAUCGUUCCCGAACGUGCCACCUGGAUGUCCAUCUCCUUCAACCUUUCAGAAGUUUUCUCAAAAUAUUGGGACAGAUUGGGAGUUGCUUGGACAUGCACUUAAAAUACCAAGGGUAAAGUUGGAACACAUUAGAGAUGAAAAUGGAAGUAAUGUCAAGCAAAUAUUUAAGAUGUUGCUUGAGUGGCGUGACAUGAAUGAUGAUGAUGUGUCUCUACAAGUGUUAAUAACAGAGCUUCAGAAGCUACCAGAGGUAACAGUAAACUGGGAUGGAAUAAGAAACAUUGUCGACGAAUUGAAUGCCAAGUGAAGGUCGAUCACUACAACUGUAGUUAACCUGUAGCUAUAUCGAGACAAGAUCUGAAGGAUCGUGAUUUGAUAAAUGUUUAGUUACCGUAAAC
Molecule: messenger RNA, 2660 nt
Organism: Ruditapes philippinarum (Manila clam)
Lineage: Eukaryota; Metazoa; Mollusca; Bivalvia; Venerida; Veneridae
Exons: 8
Coding region: 653-2569 (638 amino acids)
Biological process (GO): signal transduction
Molecular function (GO): protein binding
Source: RefSeq, a predicted model, not a curated record